Messenger RNA from Aureobasidium pullulans EXF-150, 3084 nucleotides. RefSeq lists its product as uncharacterized. Lineage: Eukaryota; Fungi; Ascomycota; Dothideomycetes; Dothideales; Saccotheciaceae. The transcript is spliced from 2 exons. The record is from RefSeq and is a predicted model, not a curated record. The coding region runs from base 1 to 3084 and encodes 1027 amino acids.
AUGGCUUCAGCUACCAAUCAAGCAAACCGGAAGAAGACAGAGGUGACCUACUAUCCGGAAGAUGAGUCCGAACAAGCCCAAACCACUACCGGCGACGGCGACGGCGACGGCGACAGCGAUGUCCUUCGCCGAAAAGCUGCACCUACACAUCAUGCACCGGAAGUACCCCCCAAUCGAGACCCAGACUCCCAGCCAGAAACUGCAGCACUGCAAGCUCUUAACCAAGCGGCAAUACUCGAUCCGUACCGAAUCCUCCCAAACAAAAAAUCACCCAACGUCGAAGCCUUCGUAAGACUGGUCAAAGAUGGCCUAUGUGAAAGGCCUCACGGCUUUACUUACGACCCUAGCCGCCCACGCGCGAAGCAUGUGCUCGAUCUCGGCAUUUACACCAACGUCUCUGGCAGACCUCGAGAUUUUCGCAUCGAGGAAGUCUCGAGCUACCAAGUUCAAAGAGCAGAAGAAGACAACGAAGUUACCGCUUUCAAAGUCAUUGUGCACGACAUCAAUGAAUCUGAGGGUCCAAGUGUACAACUGUACAAACUCAAGCCUCGCGCAGCCAACCCUCGGCGGGCCAGCAGUGCAGCAGUGCCUGAGAAUUGUGCACUUGAUACCUCUAUCUGUAGAGACGAGGAAGCUGCUCGGCAGCUCGGACGUAUUGCCUGUCGCAUCAUGAACAGAGUUCCUUUACCACUCCCAUUGAGCGAGUGGAACGCUCCUACCCGGGGUGCGAGGGCAUUGCCUCACAUAGUUACAUUCGUUGAAAUUACAUCUCUGAUGAUCUGGCGGCAUGAUAUCGAUCUCGGGUUGCUUCAUUCGGACUGGAUCGGUGAAGGCGAGAGCCGAGAUGUUUACGGUUCGAAGAUUCGUUCGGCAGCGGGGACGACCACGACUCUUCUGCAAGCAAGCAUACGGUUUUUAUGCAUCAACACAGACUUGGAGAAGACCAGGCACACUGAAACAGUCGGCGUUCAGCUCAACGCGAUACGUAGCGAUGCUAUACUGGAUGAUACCGCCCUCCGAAUUCCAGAUGGAUUCUGGUUUGCGGAAGACGCUCUACCUCUACACGGCGAUGGCAGUCGCGAUUUUGAAGCCGGCUGGAAUAUAAUCCGGUGGUCCCUCUAUUCGCGCGUAGGGCUAUGUGGUACAACAGAGCAGCUACGAGACUCGUUCGAUGAAACGAUCGGCAACUACUUCGAUGACUUGACACUCCAAAGGACUAGUGGAAGCUUCAAUGGAGGUAGCUUCUAUCUUACUGCUGGGCCUCGAUCUCAGCACAGCUAUUUUAGUCUCGAGCCCAGCAUCAACGUGGCUCGUAUCCUGUACGCCAAUGCCGAGAGUAUGAUCAGUGGAGAGCACAUGAAGACCCGCACUGCAGCAUCAUCUGCGCUUACAUGUCGCUUUCGAACACUCGAACGCAUUUUAGCUGCGCAUGUCCAGCAGCAGGGUCUUAAUGCUCUUGUGGCCGGAAAGAGUCUGCUUAAUACCAUACUGGCCAUGAUGGAAGCGUCGGACAGCAUCGAUCGUGGAGAAGUGUCUAUCGAAGACGUGAAGCAGAGUCACUGUUCUUGUCGCAAUGCAAGCGAAAAGACUCACAGAGAGCACGCAUGUAUGAGAUGCUCUCUCCCAUUCUUAUGCAUAUUGUUGACUCUCACGAGAGACAAUCGUCUUCUUUGUCGAGCCUGUCACACCGUGGAGUCUCCAACGUCUCCAGCGUCUCGCUUCCCAGCGGACACGGUGAUCCCGGAUAGUCAGGAAGAAGAAGACAUGAUGGCUAUUGAUAUAGCCUGCACGAUUCCACUGCCUAACGAUCUGCACCCUUCUCAUUCACACUCUGUGGAAUCUUUGCAUGAUAAGGGAGUCUCUGAUCAUUCUGCCUCCAAAGGAAAACCCCUUUUUCCUCCUGAUCUGAAUACAACUGCCUCUGGGUCUGCACAGGGGUCUUCGCAAUCUGCGCCAUUCGAUUCAACUCGACCGCCAACCUCGACGGUCGACCGUCAGCAACUCAUUCAGGAAGCUACACUCGCUAGAGCAGUCAUCAAUCCUACAGAGCUACCAGAAGGCGAUGGUGAAUGGGCAUUCCUCGACCCAAGCCAGAACAGCCUCGACGCAUGGCAAGCGAAGAAGCUAGGUCACUCCGAAGCUUGGCCGCUCGCCUUGAAACGUCUGGAAGGCGAUGCCAACAUAUCGUUGGACCUUCCGGUCGUGGUAUUUUGGCCUGAUGCGGCAUUCUUGAAUCCUCGUGAGCAACCUGCAGGUGAUGGCCGUUGGGCGUACCUCACUGAGCGGGAUGUGAAAGAGGCGCAGGUUCAAUACCCCUAUAUGACGGCCAGUGAGCUCUGGACCGCACGCUUCACCGGCCUCGCAGCCCGUCACAGUCGAAUAAACAUCGUUUGGGUCAAAGCAGCUCUUGACACCGAUUCAUACGACAGUCUUGUUGAGCUGUUCACGAACAGGCUCGAUGCAGGCGAGAACCGCCAAACCAAUACCGCGAUGCUCGAGAUCUUGGAGAGUUACCUGACGAAAGAGUUACCUGACGAACAUACCUGUGUUGGCAAGGGUCAUUGGGACUUCUUGACCGAUGAAGACGAGGCCCUCGCAGAGCCAAACACAGCAGAGCAAAUAUGGCAGCAGCGUCUUUCAUCUACCGGUAGCGACUUGGUCUUUUUGAGUCGUUGCAAUGUCGUGUGGAUUCCUGAUGAGUCCGAGAAUUUCGAAUCUGGAAUCGAUCCUCUGGAAGACAAGGAUUUGGAGAUUUCUCGUCUUCAAGAACGGCUAGCCGCCUUUGAGGGCGAGCAAUCCCGUGACGUUCUUGUGAGGCAGCUGCGCGUAGAGCUCCUUGAGAAGGAUGAUCGCAUCUCAGGGCUUAUCGACGCCGCUCGGGCCGCUCAACAUCUUGACACUGAGAUGAUAGACUUCAGCGAUGAUCCUCAGGAGCAGAUCAGAUCUCUGGAAGGGAUGGUCCGUGAUCUACGACAAGAGAACCAACGACUGCAGCAACAGUUGGAUAAAGACACAGUCUAUGAAGAGGAGAUCCGCCAGGCAAUAAAGGCUAGAGAUUUGGCUAUGGGUGGGUAUUCGAACUGA